AUGAGUGCGAGCCAAAAACCUUCUCGAAACCGGGUGACGGAGUCCAUCGAUCUAGCCUCUAACCGUCCUACUUCGACAACGACGAAGACGACCAAGUCCAAGUCGACGGCAUACGACGCGAAUUUCGAUUUCCAUCUCACGGAUCAUGGCGUUCUCCCACUGUAUUUGUCGCAAGCGCCGGACUUGACGGACGUCCGAGAUGCACUGGGAGUGCCCAGGCCGUCGCUCUCCCCGUCUCGGAUUUCUGAAGACGAAUUUAAAGCGUUCCAGAUGGCCAACGCCCGCGCCAAAAACGAGGCGGAGGUGACGACCUACGUUAUGCCAACCAUCCUCGGCCCGUACCAUCCCGACCACCCGUCUGCUCUUCAGACGGGGUUCAACAACCUCGAGCCGCUCACGAAUGGAACCAUCGGUCCGCCCGUACCGGACAUAUACUACGGAGCCGACCCUGGGGAGCUGGCGCGACCGAUUCGGGACACGCUCAGCCACCACAUCAUGCCAUCGACCGCAGAGGACAGGCCCUGGAUACCCAACUUCUCGGUCGAGGUAAAAGGCCCCAACGGCAGACCGGUUGUGGCUACACAACAAGUACGCUACUACGGGGCGAUUGGCUCGCGCGCCAUACAUAGCCUACAAAACUAUAAAGAAGAGCAACCAAUGUACGACGGCGAGGCGCACACAUACAGCGCGACCUACCAUGAUGGUAUGCUUAAGCUGUACGCCCACCACGUCACGGCGCCGGCCGAUAACGCAGACCGGCCCGAGUACCAUAUGACCAAGAUACGUGGGUUCGAGAUGACAGACACUCGCGAGACGUUCCUCCAAGGAGCCACCGCAUUCCGAAAUACCAGGGACUUGGCAAAACGGCACCGUGAUCGCUUGAUUCGGGCGGCCAACACCAAGGCAUUUCAGUCCGGACCAUCGGUGCCCCAACACGGCGAAACACUCGAAGGGGAGCCUGCCAUGGAUAAUUCACAGUGGCCGGGGGGCGAUAAGGAGCUCCAGCAAUCCAUCGCCGACGCCGACUCUGUGGCGCAUGGGGACGACCCGUCCUUGGAAUUUGCGUCGAGCGCCACGUCCAGCGUGAGCAGCGCCAAGCGUCCUCGGCAGCCCGUGAGCCCACCCUCCCAGUCGAGGCGAAGUCGUUCCUCCAAGAGCCAGAAGCGGCCGAGGAAGAGACGGACAGCAGAGUCGCCGCCGACCAUCGCAGCGCCGUGGGAGGCAAGCGAGGCGUGGGAAGAUACGUAG
Sporothrix brasiliensis 5110 is the source of this 1248-nucleotide messenger RNA. RefSeq lists its product as uncharacterized. Bases 1 to 1248 code for a protein of 415 amino acids. NCBI's taxonomy places the organism in Eukaryota, Fungi, Ascomycota, Sordariomycetes, Ophiostomatales, Ophiostomataceae. The transcript has a single exon. The record is from RefSeq and is a predicted model, not a curated record.